AGAGAGAGAGAGAGAGAGAGAGAGAGAGAGAGAGAGAGAGAGAGAGAGAGAGAGAGAAAGAGAAAGAGAGAGAGCUGAGUCUGUACUGCACUGGCUUUCCUUCAACCACUCUGUUACUCUCUGAUCUGACACCACACAUUUAGAGAGGGACACACAGCAGCACAGAGAGAGAGAUAGAAAGACAGAGAGAUAGAGAGAGACAGACAGAGUUGCAGUGCUGAGGACUGAGAGGAACUGAGACAACUCAACUCCCUCUGCUCGUGCUUCCUUCCAUCCAAUGGAAGACUACCUAGACUGGAUCUACAUGGGGGUGAUGUCUGCGUUUGUUGGAGGGGCCAUGAAGAAGGUCCUGGCGUCGCACGUCAGCGUGGCCCCGACAGUGGUGGCCUGGCUGGGGGUCACCUUACUAGUGGAGAGGCUGUGGUUCUUCAGUGUGCCUGCUGUCCUGGUGUUGGCUGCCCUCUGCCUCGCCUGCUGCCUAUACUCUGUCAGGACAGCCCCAGCACCCACUCUGCCUGUCCAAGGCAAGGCUGUCUUCAUCACAGGAUGUGACACAGGCUUCGGGAAGGCUGCAGCGCGGCGUCUGGACGCCCAGGGUUUUGAGGUGUUUGCUACGGUGUUGGAUCUGUGUGGUGAGGGAGCCAGGGAGCUCCAGAAGACCUGCUCCCCUCGUCUCACCCUGCUACAGGUGGACAUCACCCAGCCACAGCAGGUCCAACAGGCUCUUCUAGACACCAAGGCCAAACUGGGCCUCAGAGGCCUGUGGGGUUUGGUGAAUAAUGCAGGAGUAUGUGUUAACUUCGGGGAUGCAGAGUUGUCUCUGAUGUCUAACUACCGUGGCUGUAUGGAGGUGAACUUCUUUGGGACUCUGAACGUCACCAAGACAUUCCUGCCUCUGCUGCGUCAGGCCAAGGGACGCAUCGUCACAAUCUCCAGCCCUGCAGGAGAGCAGCCGUUCCCCUGUCUAGCAGCGUACGGAGCCUCCAAGGCAGCUCUCAACCUGUUCAUCAACACACUGCGCCACGAAAUGGAACCCUGGGGGGUCAAAGUGUCCACCAUACUGCCAUCCUCAUACAAGACAGGUCAGUCCGGUAACCAGGAGUACUGGGAGAGUCAGUACAAGAGCCUGAUCCACAACCUGUCCGCAGGCCUGCUGGAGGAGUACGGGGAAGACUACACGCACGAGACCAAGGAGCUCUUCCAACAUUUCGCCCAGUCGGCUAACGAGGACCUGUCACCAGUCAUCAACACCAUCAGCGAGGCGCUGCUCUCCCCCCGGCCCUUGGUCCGAUACUACGCUGGGCCCGGCGUGGGCCUCAUGUACUUCGUUUAUAGUUAUUUCCCUCUGAGACUCUCAGACAAGUUCCUCCAGAGACUAUUUGUCCAGAAGAAGAUCAUCCCACGAGCGCUGAGGAAAGAGAACAACAACAACAACAACAACAUCAACAGCAACAACAACGUGGAGAAGAUAAAGAAGUAAAAUAAUGAGUUGUGUGUUUGUUUUUUAAGGUUAAAAAGUGGAAGCUGUAGGACCCACUUACGUCAGGUAAAACACGCUCAUCGUGUUGUUGUCUAUUUUGGUUUGAAUAUUGUGGUUUUUGCGUUGGUGUUCAUAUUGAAGGGCUCAUUAUAUUGGUGUUCACAUUGAAGGGCUCAUUAUAUUGGUGUUCAUAUUGAAGGGCUCAUUAUAUUGGUGUUCACAUUGAAGGGCUCAUUAUAUUGGUGUUCAUAUUGAAGGGCUCAUUAUAUUGGUGUUCAUAUUGAAGGGCUCAUUAUAUUGGUGUUCAUAUUGAAGGGCUCAUUAUAUUGGUGUUCAUAUUGAAGGGCUCAUUAUAUUGGUGUUCAUAUUGAAGGGCUCAUUAUAUUGGUGUUCAUAUUGAAGGGCUCAUUAUAUUGGUGUUCAUAUUGAAGGGCUCAUUAUAUUGGUGUUCAUAUUGAAGGGCUCAUUAUAUUGGUGUUCAUAUUGAAGGGGUCAUUGAAGAUGAGUAUUUGAGUGGCUUUCCCUCCCGGUAGACGGCAGACACCAACAUAGCUGGCACACAGAGACAAAUAUUUAGAGAGUUUGUCCCAACUUUUAGAACGGACGACAUGUUAGCACCUUAAUAUGCUGUAUGGUUUUGCUGGCACCAACACGGCUGGCACCAACACGGCUGGCACCAACACGAUGGCACCAACACGAUGGCACCAACUCGGUGGCACCAACACAAUGACACCAACACGGCUGGCACCAUCACGAUGGCACCAACACGGCUAGCACCAACACGGCUGGCACCAACACGAUGGCACCAACACGGUGGCACCAACACGGCUGGCACCAACACGGCUGGCACCAACACAAUGGCACCAACACGAAUGGCACCAACACGAUGGCACCAACAUGGCUGGCACCAACCCGGUGGCACCAACACGGUGGCACCAACACGAUGGCACCAACACGGCUGGCACCAACCCGAUGGCACCAACACGGCUGGCACCAACACGAUGGCACCAACACGAUGGCACCAACACGGCUGGCACCAACACGGUGGCACCAACACGAUGGCACCACACGAUGGCACCAACACGGUGGCACCAACACGAUGGCACCAACACGGCUGGCACCAACCCGAUGGCACCAACACGGCUGGCACCAACACGAUGGCACCAACACGAUGGCACCAACACGGCUGGCACCAACACGGUGGCAUCAACACGAUGGCACCAACACGAUGGCACCAACACGGCUGGCACCAACACGGCUGGCACCAACAGGGCUGGCACCACAGAGCUCUGUAAAUACACCAUUCUGUCACAUCCCCAUGGAGCACCUGAAUUCAAGGACCUUUAUAGAUGUUCAAUUAUAUUUGUUAUUUUUAAUUCGAACUGUUCGUCAUUGUUCGUUUCUUUGUAUUUUUCACUCCACUGAAUGUUCUUCUUCCAUCAGAGCCAUGCCAGUUUUAUUUCAUGAAUCACUGAAAACUGUGAAUUUUACAAUAACAAAUAUUCUUUAAAAUAUUGUUUAAAAAAAUGUAUUUUUUUUUUCACUCAUUGUUCACCUAACUUUGGUAAUAUUAAAAGAUGACUUUUUACAAA
Molecule: messenger RNA, 3072 nt
Organism: Oncorhynchus kisutch (coho salmon)
Lineage: Eukaryota; Metazoa; Chordata; Actinopteri; Salmoniformes; Salmonidae
Gene: hsd11b2
Product: hydroxysteroid (11-beta) dehydrogenase 2
Exons: 5
Coding region: 278-1480 (400 amino acids)
Biological process (GO): glucocorticoid metabolic process
Cellular component (GO): intracellular membrane-bounded organelle
Molecular function (GO): 11-beta-hydroxysteroid dehydrogenase (NAD+) activity
Source: RefSeq, a predicted model, not a curated record